AUAACAAAUAUCUUGGAAACAAUGACUUGUUCUACUUUUUUAGUAAUGAACACAUUCACUUAUCUAAACCUAUCGACCAGUAUGAUACUUGUCAUGAUUCUUGUUAAUAUAAUCGUUUACGUGAUGAGGCAACUUCACGAAACAAGCCGUCCAUUGGUGAAGAAAAAGAGUAGUGCUAAGAAGCCUAAAUCACAAAAACAUAUAUGCCAUGAGUUUUCUUUUUCCGAGAUGCAAUUGGCAACAAAUGAUUUUGAUGAAUCGAUGAUCAUAGGCAAAGGUGGAUUUGGUAAGGUUUAUAAAGGUGUUUUACAAGACGGUGUCAGUACUCAAGUUGUUGCAAUCAAACGCUUGGAUUCUAUAUCCAAGCAAGGAGCCACUGAAUUCUGGACGGAAAUCAAGAUGCUAUCCAAGUGUCGACACAGCAAUCUAGUCUCUCUGAUUGGAUACUGUAAUGAGUUUAAUGAGAUGAUGGUUGUAUACGAGUAUAUCUCUAAUGGGGACCUCGCAGAACGCCUUUAUAAGGGGUCAAGUAAAAAGUCUCCUCUUUCUUGGAUGGAACGCCUCAAGAUAUGCAUUGGGGCUGCACGUGCAUUAGAUUACCUUCACACUGGCACAGGAGUCCGCUUCCGUAUCAUACAUAGGGAUGUCAAAACCUCAAAUAUACUGUUGGAUGAGAAUAUGGCAGCUAAGUUAUCUGAUCUAGGGGUAUCUAAGAUGGGUCCAGUUGAUCAGACGUAUACCCAUGUGAGCACAGAUGUCAAAGGUUCAUUCGGGUACUUUGAUCCAAAUUAUUUCUUGACCCGUAGAUUAACAAGAAAAUCUGAUGUAUACUCAUUUGGGGUGGUAUUGUUGGAAGUAUUAUGUGGAAGGCCUGCUCUUGAUCCAAAUCUUGGAGACAAUGAACUCGGUUUAGUUGGUUGGGCCCAACAAUUCAUCAAAGAAAGCACAGUGCACCAUAUUAUUGAUCCAUACCUGAUGACACUAACCCAUUGUUCAAGGGUGAGGGGUCAAAUCAUGCCUGAUUGCUUGAAAGCAUUUGUAGAACUUGCUGACAAAUGCUUACAGACUCGACCAAAGGAACGCCCUACUAUGAGUGAGGUUGUAGUAGCACUUGAGACUGCAGUACAACUACAACAGAGAGGAGACUAUGUCGUAAUGUGUAGUGGUUAUGACCAUCAAGAUCAGGCGAAUUCCAAUUCCGGCAGAAAGUCCAGAAAUAUAACAUUAUCAAGAAUGCUACGAAACCUGUUGCCAGUAAAAAGUUCUCUUACACCUGUCAUGGGUGAUGCAGACUCAUUAGAAAAGAAGAAAAGUGAUAAACGGUUUGUUCCCGGCACCUUUUCAAACACAGAAGUUCUACCAAGCGAAGGUGAUACGUACCAAGAAUUUGAUGUUUCAGACUCAAGUUUGAAAUUAUUUAGUUUGGAUGAACUUAAACAUGCAACUAGGAACUUUAGUGACGAUAUGGUGGUGGGUGAGGGAGCCUUUGGGAAGGUUUUUGAAGGUUGGGUUGAGGAGGAAACAUAUGCACCAUCUAAGGUUGGCUAUGGGAUUCCUGUUGCUGUUAAAAAACUUGACCCUGAUAGUAUGCAAGGAGUUGAAGAAUGGCAGUCAGAGGUGAAAUUUUUAAGCAAAUUGGGCCAUCCAAAUAUAGUCAAGUUGUUGGGAUACUGCUCAGAAGAUAAAGACCUACUCCUCGUCUAUGAGUUUCUACAUGGAAGCCUAGAAAAUUACGUUUUGAAAAGUAACAUAUUUCCGACGAAUGCAGAAGGAUUUGGACUAACACUUUCUUGGUCAAUGCGGGUCAAAAUCAUGAUGGGAACGGCUCAAGGCAUUGCCUUUUUGCACAGUAAAGAGAACCAAAUCAUAUUCCGUGAUUUGAAGGCUUCUAACAUAUUGCUUGAUAAGGAUUUCAAUGCAAAAAUAGCUGAUUUUGGGUUAGCAAGGCAUGGUCCAAUAAACGGUGAGACACAAGUUUGUACGCAGGUAAUGGGUACGUAUGGGUAUGCAGCUCCAGAGUAUGUAGCAACAGGUCAUUUGAAUGGGAAAAAUGACAUAUAUGCUUUUGGAGUGGUAUUAUUGGAAACACUUACAGGACUACAUGUUCUUGACAAAACGCGUCCCGUCAAGGAGCAAAAUCUUGUGGAAUGGAUGAGGCCAAUGUUAUCUAACAAAGAAAAGGUCAAGACUAUAGUAGACUCAAGUCUUUAUCAAGACUAUCCGCCAGAAGCAGCAUACCGGUAUGCUCAACUUAUUCUGAAAUGUACUCAAGCUGAACCAAAAGAUAGGCCGUCUAUUGAACAAGUGUUGCAAAGCUUAGAUCAAAUUAGUGGUAUAAAAAAGAAAUUGUUCAAAAGGAGAGGUUAAAUAUCAUAUGACUUGAUUUAUGCCAACUUAGUUAUAUAAGACUAUCUCCAAUGGGGAUGUUUUUGGGCGCCCUUGGGUGCCCUUGGAUAUCCUUUGCGGUUGAAGCUUGUCCAAAA
Messenger RNA from Erigeron canadensis, 2483 nucleotides. Its product is annotated as receptor like protein kinase S.2-like. Gene Ontology annotation, biological process: protein phosphorylation. The transcript has 5 exons. The record is from RefSeq and is a predicted model, not a curated record. NCBI's taxonomy places the organism in Eukaryota, Viridiplantae, Streptophyta, Magnoliopsida, Asterales, Asteraceae. The coding region runs from base 22 to 2367 and encodes 781 amino acids. Gene Ontology annotation, molecular function: protein kinase activity; ATP binding.